Messenger RNA from Colius striatus (speckled mousebird), 1578 nucleotides. It is a transcript of the gene ADGRG5, whose product is annotated as adhesion G protein-coupled receptor G5. Bases 43 to 1578 code for a protein of 511 amino acids. Gene Ontology annotation, cellular component: membrane. Gene Ontology annotation, molecular function: G protein-coupled receptor activity. The record is from RefSeq and is a predicted model, not a curated record. Gene Ontology annotation, biological process: adenylate cyclase-activating G protein-coupled receptor signaling pathway; cell surface receptor signaling pathway. Lineage: Eukaryota; Metazoa; Chordata; Aves; Coliiformes; Coliidae. The transcript is spliced from 14 exons.
GGUGCAGCCGCUGCCAACCUGCUCUCUGCCUGAGCUCUGAGGAUGCUUCUUCCUCCCCAGCUGCGUGCUGGGCCGCUGCCGAGAGCCACAGCGAUGCCCAACCCACCGCUCAUCGCCCUCAUCCUCUGCCUCGCCGUCUGCGUCCUGCGCGCCCAAGAGGAGACAGAGUGUGACGGGUACACCCUGGAGAAGGAGCUGCGGGAGGGCUGUGGCAAUGCCCAUCACGCCAGGGAAUGGUUAAAGCAGCUGGAGGAGAAGGUGACCCACCGGCAGAGAUGCAACUUCACGGGCAGCGUGAUCGAGACUUACGUGUUCAAGUUCAUGGCCGAGCACUUCAGAGGGUUAAACCUCAGCAGCAGGAUGGAUGGUGGUGGGAGGCUCAGACAUGCCAUGAAAUUCCCAGUUGAGCUCAUGGAGGGCAUCCAGACACGGGGAGAGGAGCAGGAGCUUGUCUGCAUCUACAUCCACAGUCCCUGCAUCUUCCAGGAUGCCCACAACAGCUCUGUGCUGAACAACGACGUGCUGGGAGCCUUCCUGCAGAGCAGGCGUGUGGCUGGGCUCAGCCGGCCCGUGGAGAUGCAGUUCUGGCACAACAUGGUGCUGGAUUCCUCCAACGCCACCUGUGUUUUCUGGCAGCCUGGAGCCGGCACAGGCAACACGGGCAGCUGGAGCAGGACGGGCUGUGAGACCACGCACAGGGAAGGGACCGUUAUCUGCCACUGCGACCAUCUCACUUACUUCGCCGUCUUGCUGCUCCCAGCAGGCACCCUGAGCCCGGCCCAGUUGGCAUCACUCACCCACAUCAGCACUGUUGGCUGCUCCCUCUCGGCUGCUGCCACCCUCUGUACCCUCCUGCUCUGCUGCUUCUCCAGGCAGGGGCUGAGGGACAACACGAACCGGAUCCACAUGCACCUCCUGACCUCGCUGCUCCUGCUCAACUGUGGCUUCCUGCUGAGCACACUGCUGGCCACGGGCACCCAGGGGCUGUGCCAGGCCACCGCCGCCCUGCUCCACACUGCCCUGCUCUGUGCCCUGGCGUGGAUGGCUGCUGAGGCCUUCCACCUCCUCCUCCUCAUCGUCAAGGUCUACAACAUCUACAUCCGGCACUACCUGCUGAAGCUCUGCCUCUUCGCAUGGGGUCUGCCCGUGCUGGCUGUGGCCACCGUGUUUGUCUUCAAGAGAGAUACAUAUGGGCACCACAGUAUCCACACCUCUGAAGGCUACAGCAAUGCAACUAUGUGCUGGCUCACCAGCUCAGCAGCCCAUUCUGCCACCCUGUGCUACGCCGGCCUCAUCCUGCUCUUCAACACGCUGGUGCUGGGCAGGGUGUUGGUGAUCCUGUGGAGGAUCCAGCAGCACAAGGGGCAAGCGAGGAAGGACUGGCUGACUGUGCUGGGGAUCACCUGCCUGCUGGGCACCACCUGGGGCUUGGCCUUCUUCAGCUUCGGUGUCUUCCUCAUCCCCCAGCUCUACCUCUUCUCCAUCCUCAACUCCCUGCAAGGUUUCUUUAUCUGCCUGUGGUACGUCGCCGUUCACCUCCGGAGCCAGCCGGGCUCCGCCGGCAGCACCUCCGGCUGA